GUCCCGUCUUCUCCCACCCUACUAUAAUGGAAAAAGUGGUAAUUCCCAAGAUUAUGUGAUUGACAGUCGACGAUGUAGAUGAGAUAUGAAAACAAAAGAAAACCCAAUUAAAAUUUCCAUAUCGACUGCUUAAAAGCACAAGUCACUUUCGUUUUUGCAUCACUCCGCAUUUUUAUUUGAAGCAAUAAAACUUACUCAGUAUAACCGUCAAAGUUUACAACAUGGCAAAAUCAGUUAUGUUGGCAAUACUGUUGAUUACAAUUACGUUGAUUUUAACCGAAGGAAAAGCUAUUUCGGCAGUUGACGAUCAACUGGGUGCAAAGCAGCAGCAACAGAAAUUGCUUGAUGGUGUCACAGCUUAUCUUUUAAACGAUCUCAAUUUAGCGAAAGACGACCAGCAAAAAGUACAACUUUCGAAUGAUAAAAAGGGUCAUCUAGUCGUGCCGGGAAUUUUAAAAAAGCAAGCUUCAUUACCAUCAGUUGAACCCUCUGGUCAAGAAUUAUAUCGCAUUCUUCUGCAGAAACUCGUUGAUUGAUGAGAGAAAGAAUGAACACCAGCAAUUUCUCAUCGCUUUUCUUUUUUGUAUUGUUUAUUUGUAAGCAUGAUAGCGUAAAAUUAAAAGAAGUGUGUUGGUCAAUAACAGUCAUUAUUUUGAUGUGAAUAGCACGAUAGUUUAACUAUCUCUGGUUUAAUACUACAGCAGCAAUUGGCACGUUGGACUAUAUUAUAACUUAGCUUGUAUAUAUGCCCUUUUAGUUUUUGGUCGUACAUCAAUAAAUGUAACUUGCGUUAACUACAGUCGUCACAACUCAAGUGUUUUGUUUUACACACCUCGUACCAGCUUACGAGUUACCACUAAUGUUUCUUCGUGGGUGUUUGUGGGCUUGUGGUAUCACAAAAAGGAUCAAAAAUGGUCGUUGAAGGCUGCGUUCUGUAUACUAUAUACUACAAUCACGUUGGUCAGUUUUUAUCGCUAAGCUGGAUAUAAUUGUAUUCGGGGUAAAAUUUAAGUUGUUUAGCGUUUUAUUUGAUUUAAAAAGCGAUUUAGAACAGCAAAAUGAAUUAAUCGAAGAGACAAAUAAAAUGAUUAGAAUUAUAAUUGGUAUAUUACAAUUUGCAGGUAUGUAGAAAGUAGAACCACAUGAUAUAACAAAACGCAAAAGUCCAAAAUAAAAAGAAAAAGUUGCUUUAACAACUAAACUGCUGUGCACAUUAAAUGUUGAAAGGAUGUCAGAUUUUAUACCAAUUGUGUCAAAUUCCCCCCCACCAAUCGAUAUCACGGACGAUGAAGAUGAUUUCACCGAUUUUCGAGCUGCAAAUGAUCACUGGGAGAGCGAUGAGGACCUAAACUCAAUCCCUCCUCCAAUGCCGGAUGUAAGUGACUCUGAUUUUGACUCGCCAGUGAAAAAAAUCCUCCCAAACUCUUUCCCCGAAGUUCUAACAGAAAACGGUGAGAGUUUUAAAAGUUCUGACGUGACGGUAGUGGAUGAUAAUGAUAAAAAACCGGAGAGUUUUAUUUUCGCUGACCCACAUACCUUUAAAGAGUCAAAAAUAAAGCAAAAUGGUGAGGUUUUAUCAAUAGUGGACACAAUAGAAUCCAGUGUUUGUGCAGUGAACAGUAUUCAAGAAACAAAUGAACACAUGGAAAAAUAUGAACCUGAAAGUACAGAAAUUAGUCCUGACUCUGACCAAUACAAUGUCAACAGCACUGACCAAUCUGAAGCAACUUUAGAAAAUACUCAGCAGGUACCACAACACACAGGUAGUGAUACAGAUUUUGGUGACUUUGGGGCAUUUAAAGACGCAACACAUAAUGUGGAAAGUUCAAUUUCUACAAUAAAUGUAGAACCUGAUAUCUCUGUUUCUUCUGAAAUUGAUAAUAGUGAAGAAGUGGGUAAUGUUGGUACCUUGGACAAAGAAAAGUCGAUUACUAAUAUUGAAGCUGAAAGUUCUGUUGAGCAAUUUGAUAAUGAUCAGCCAGAAGUGCCUAGAGAGUCUGCACCUACUACCGUUAUUAAAGACAUUACUUCGGAGGCAGAUUGUGAAGAUGAAAAUCUCGAAACAUCUGCAAACACGGAUGACCCAAAGACAAACACAUGUCAUGGUACUGACUAUAGUGUUAACCAGAACGAGAAGCCGGAUAAUUUAAUUUCUAAUGAAGACGAAUUUGUUUCUAAGGAAAACAGCGACACAUUUGUGACAAAUGAUAAAGAAACUGAAAAGGUUUCUCAAAAUUCAGAAUCUGUCGAAGAGUUUUCCAAAGUUUCUGAAGACUUUGUAGAAACUGAAGACAACUUUGCGAAUUUUCAAAUAGCCCCAACAAUUGCUGAGAAAACCGAGAGUGAUAAUGACGAUUUUAAUGACUUUGCAAACUUUGAAAGUUUUCCUACUGGUUCCGAAGCGCCAGUUGCUGCGAACAAUUCAUUUAAUGCUUUUGAUGAAAACACUACCAACGCCCCUGAAUUUGUAAAUGAAAGUAAUGAUUUUGCGGCCUUUGCAUCACCAACGAAUCAAGACUUUUCUGAAACCAAUGAAAUAGAAAACCCAACAGACAACGAUGACUUUGGAGACUUUGGGUCUGCAGAAAACCAAUAUUUUAAAGCGGAAUUUGAAAAUUCUGGUACAGAAGACAGAAGUACUGAUGAUGGGAAUGACUUUGGGGAUUUUGGUUCAUUUGAAGAAAACACAUUUCCCGCUGCAGUUACGUUGAAAGAAAUCAGUGUGUCUUUAAAAGAAAGUUUGGAUCUCGUGUUCAAGGAGGUUUCCAAUUUAAAGCUUUGGUUUCCCGUCCAAGAAAAAAGCACUGGCAACACUGAAGAAGAUACUGACACAGGAAACACUGCAGUCAUCAAACAAGUGCAUGAUCAUAUUGAAGAUGACAUAUUGGAUAUUUAUGUUCAAGACUCCCCUGUUACGAACAACAACUCAGUAAACAAGCCUUCUGCGCUGUGGGAUUUGCUAGAAGACGUUGACAAUGCAAUUGCAUUAAAGUUCCAAUGGAAUGGUUCCGACCACAAUCGCAGACUUAUAGAGUCUCUAGGCAUCAAGACACAGAAUAUCCUUUUUAGCGGAACUGCAAAGCCCUACUAUGUCCCAACAUAUGCAUCUGGUUUGGGUUUAUUGGAGCCUUCCAAAGAGUUAAAACCGGUUUCAGCAGCUGAAAAAAUAACCGCAAUCUCUCCCACUGACAAAGUAGCUCCUGUUGAUGGUGAUGCGGUUUGGGAAACAGAAACAGGAGGUAGCAAGCACGUAGUCACUGAUGCAUGUCAUACUGGUGUCGGGGGUGUAGCGACAUCUAGUGUGCUCGAUUCCUGUAGUUUAGAUCUUGAUUUUUUCGACAAACCUUCGCCCAAUGCAUCUUCACACAAAAACAAAUCAGAUCAAGACAAAAUUGAUCCCGAGCUCCUCCAGCUCGCGAUGAAGGUGACUCCGGACACAAAUCCUAAGAAACCAGAUCCUCUUUCGAAGAUCCUCGCAUCCCUUGGAGUUGCCUCAUCCCGGAAAACAAUGAAUGCAGAGGAGGAUGAGGACAUCAGUGAAGAAGGAAGAAAAGUCCUCCAAAAACUUCCAGACCUUUCCUUUAUGCGAUCGACUGUCCUUAUGUUUCCAUUGCAAAGUAAAAUAUCAACCACGGAUUAAACCUAUUUUUUAAAAUGUUUUUUCUCACUUUUUUCACGUUUUUUUCGACAAAAAUAUUUUUUUCCACUUUUUUUAACAUUUUUUCCACAAAAAUGUUUUUUCUCCUUUUUUAGUUAAAAUAAGUUUACAUAGCAACAUACACCAUAUCAAUGAAAAUAACUUCUAUUAUGCCACUUGCCCAAAAAUAUGAACUAAAUAAUGUUAAAUUAUAAAACCCCCUAUUUUUAUUCUGGCAUUUAAUCUAAAACAAAAUGGAAAAAAUAGUGCUAACUAAAUUAUAUAACUACAUAUAUGCGUUUCUGUAUUUUUUAGAUCAGGCACAAUUUUCACGUCAAGUGAAAUUCCCUAAACCAACAUGUAAUAACUAGUCUAUUUCCCAGUAAGCAAAAGCCUACAACGCAAUACCCUUGCAUUUUUAGUUCUCAUAUUCCUCAAUUAGCUAGGUACUGUAUUGUCAUUUUAUAAUUUUACGUUUGAAUAUUUUAUUCCCUAUUUUAGUGUUAGUUAUUCUUUUCGUCAGUAGGUGUCAUUUUCAUGGUCAGUACUUCUCCAAAUGUCUGUAACUAGGAGUGGUUUAAUUAUAUACAAUGAUUUUAAAGCAACAGUUAUGCUUUAUUGAGCAUGUAGUGUAACUACACGACGGGAUGUAUUUUUCUUUGACAAAGCAAAUUUAAUAUUUUAUGUCAGCCGAAUUCUGCUCACAGUCUGUGUAAUGUAACUCAACUUUUAAAAAUAGCUGUGUGCUUUCAAUGCCAGUAUAUGAAGGAAAUGGCAACGGACCAAAUGUUUUUCAUAUUUAACAAAUUUCUUUAUAAUUCAAUCUACAGCAACCAUUGUGCAAUUAUACUUCUCUGUUCAAGUGAAAAUUUUACAUAUUUCUUGUGUUCGUUGUAUUUUUAUUUGUUUUUACAUCCAAUUUACAGCAACCGAAUAGUAAAGCAUCCAAAGAUGCACAACAAUUGAAAUAUUAAUUUUUUAAUGAAACUGGAAAAAAAUCUUAUUUUUUUUAAUCAUUAAUUUUUUCGGAUUCUCUUAAUUUAACUUCAAUUUAAAAAUCUGACACACUGUGCGUUUUAAAAAUUAUGGUAUCGAACUAACACUUUAAUUGAAAUAUUAUCAUUAUUUAUUUGCCUGUCCACAUUUAUACUUCUAUUUUAAUUGUUAAAUGGUUUUGGAGUAGGGUGAUUUUGUAAUUGCAUUUUUUCUAGAUAGCAGUGGUAAACGUUUGAGCUGCUACCUAGCGUAAGAAUUUGCACGUAUAUUUUUAAAACGACACACUGCUUACUGGUAGUUUGGCCUCAUUGUACUUGCGUGUCCUAUGAAUACAUUUACAAUGGCCAUUAA
Ciona intestinalis (vase tunicate) is the source of this 4984-nucleotide messenger RNA. The record is from RefSeq and is a predicted model, not a curated record. NCBI's taxonomy places the organism in Eukaryota, Metazoa, Chordata, Ascidiacea, Phlebobranchia, Cionidae.